Messenger RNA from Hypoxylon fragiforme, 1545 nucleotides. Its product is annotated as GroES-like protein. The coding region runs from base 238 to 1323 and encodes 361 amino acids. Gene Ontology annotation, molecular function: alcohol dehydrogenase (NADP+) activity; zinc ion binding. Lineage: Eukaryota; Fungi; Ascomycota; Sordariomycetes; Xylariales; Hypoxylaceae. The transcript has 2 exons. The record is from RefSeq and is a predicted model, not a curated record. Gene Ontology annotation, biological process: alcohol metabolic process.
GGGGGACCAGGGGGGAAACAAGGUGGAGAAUGCGACUUCGUGACUUCAAAUAUCUUGAUUUAUCCUGUCAACCCCCUCCCCUAACACCCACCUCGUUGUUGGAACAUUUGGAAAGAAUAGCUCUUAGCAUACACCUAUCCAGUACCUACAUUUUUGUAUCAUAACAGCUAUAGUUAUACCUACCUAUCUACCUACAGUACCUUACCUCGCCUUACCUACCUAGGUAUACUUCCCAACAUGUCCAAAUACGACCAAUACGAAGGCUUCCAAGUCGAGUCCGCCGCGACCUGGACGGAAUUCCACAAGAACAAGUUCGACACCAAGCCCUUCGGCGACCACGACGUCGAGAUCAAGAUCGAGUGCUGCGGCGUCUGCUCCAGCGACGUCCUCACCGUCAGCGGCGACUGGGGCACCCAGCCCUUCCCCCUAGCAGUUGGUCACGAGAUCGUCGGCAAGGCCCUCCGCGUCGGCCCCAAGGUUACCCUCAUCAAGGCCGGGCAGCGCGUCGGCGUCGGCGCCCAGUCCUGGUCGUGCUUGAACUGCCGCCAGUGCAAGAACGACAAUGAGACGUACUGCUCCCAGCAGGUCGAUACCUAUGGCGCCACCUGGCCCGACACCGGAAUCGUCACCCAGGGCGGCUACUCGUCGCAUGUAAGAACACACGAGCAUUGGGUCUUCCCCAUCCCCGACGCGCUCCCCAGCCCCCUCGCCGCGCCAAUGCUGUGCGCCGGGAUAACAAGCUACAGCCCCCUCGUCCGCAACGGCGCCGGCCCCGGCAAGAAAGUCGGCGUGGUCGGUCUCGGCGGACUAGGCCACUUCGCGGUUCUGUUCGCCAAAGCGCUCGGCGCCGAGACGUGGGUGAUCUCGCGCACGCACAGCAAGGAAGCCGACGCGCGGGCGAUGGGCGCCGACGGGUUCCUCGCCACGCAGGACAAGGACUGGAACGGCGCGCACCUGAAGACGUUCGACCUCAUCAUCAGCACGGCGAACAGCUUCGGCGAAGGGUUCGACCUCAGCGGCUACCUCGCGCUGCUCGACGUCCACGGCAAGUGGGUGUCGACGGGCCUGCCCGCCGAGGCGACGCUGAAGAUCCGGCCCCAGGACCUGCUGGACAACGGGUGCCUGAUCGGCGCGUCGCAUCUGGGGAGUCGGCGGGAGAUGCUGGAGAUGCUGCAGCUGGCGGCGGACAAGGGCAUCAAGUCCUGGGUCGAGGAGGUCCCGCUCUCCGCCGAGAAUCUGUCCAAGACGCUGCAGAGGCUCAACAAUAACGAUGUGAGGUAUCGGUUCACGAUGACGGACUACGAUAAGGCGUUUGGCGCGUAGAGAAGCGUGAAAAGGGGAAGAGAGAAAGAAAGAAAGAAAGCAUAGAUGAACGAGCAUUAUAAUACCCACCUCCCCUCUUGGUGCAACCCACAACAUUCCGCUCUAGAUAGGUAGACUAGGGCAGUAUGGAGGCUGGAAAGCUCCUCUGAUAGAAAUAAAUAAAUAAAAACUUACACAUCAUAACAUCUAGUUACCUGGAUACUUACAUAAUUAGCUGGGGUA